CACGGCGUCUCCGAGGUGUGGCAUUUGCUCGAGUAGCUUGGCUCUGAUGUUCCUCUGGACUGAUGAUUUCACUUUCGUCGAGGUCGCAAUGUCCUCCUUUGGCGUGAACUUUUUGAACAUCUUGUUGGCCAAGUCAAGCUCGUCGAGCCGUCCUCUCUUCGUCCCUGUCGGCCGUGUCGAGCUCGUCGAGCGCGUUCCUCGUCAGGCUCGUCACGACAUCGCCAAGGGCAGGCAGGGCACCGACUGCAUCACAAGGUUCCACGCAGCAGAGACAGCAGCGACCUCGUCAUCAUGUCCAUGCUAGACAAGUUCAAGGUCGGGCUGAGCAAGGCAGGCCAGCAGGCACAGGCGUUUGGUCAAGACGUCGGACGUGCAGCUGCCGCGGGCAGUCAGGAGCUCAGGACGGGCUUCAAGCUCGAAGCAGAGUGCCAGAAGGCUGCCCGAACGCUGCAGUCCUUCCUAGCUGAUCCUGCUCAUCCCGAAUCGGCGCUCAACGCAAUUCCCAAAGUUGUCCUGCAGCGUGCAAAGGGCUUGGCAGUGUUUACGGUCCUCAAGGCGGGCUUUGUCUGGUCAGGCAAGGCAGGCUCCGGUAUCGUCGUUGCACGAUUGCCAGACGGCAGCUGGUCUGCACCUUCCUGCAUAGCAACAGGCGGCGUCGGCUUUGGUCUCCAGAUCGGUGCUGACCUCAGCGAAUUCGUCAUCGUUCUCAAUUCUGAAGAUGCGGUACGCGCUUUCACCACACAAGGCAAUCUCACUGUGGGCGGUUCAGUCGCUGCUAGCGCGGGCCCGAUAGGCACCGGCGGUGCAGUUAACGCGAGUCUUAUGCACCCUGCACCCAUGUUUACGUAUUCAAAGAACAAAGGUCUCUUCGCUGGCGUGUCUCUCGAGGGCACUGCGCUUGUCGAACGGAAAGACGCCAACGAGGCCUUCUAUGGUCAGAAGAUCCCCGUAGCCGACCUGCUCGGUGGCAAAGUACCGCCUCCAGAGGUCGCAUCUGCGCUCUACGAGACCAUCGAGAACGCAGAAGCUAUCGACGAGAGCGCCUUGCCUGAGCACAGCUAUGUGCCUGCCCCGCCUCAGGAGACAUCGGCAGGCUAUUCCACUACUACCACCGCCGCACCAGCCGCCUGAGUUUGUAAUGCUAUGUAGUCAUGU
Molecule: messenger RNA, 1155 nt
Organism: Mixia osmundae IAM 14324
Lineage: Eukaryota; Fungi; Basidiomycota; Mixiomycetes; Mixiales; Mixiaceae
Exons: 7
Coding region: 292-1131 (279 amino acids)
Biological process (GO): actin filament bundle assembly; actin cortical patch localization
Cellular component (GO): actin cortical patch
Molecular function (GO): phosphatidylinositol binding; actin filament binding
Source: RefSeq, a predicted model, not a curated record